This is a messenger RNA of Loxodonta africana (African savanna elephant), 4021 nucleotides long. RefSeq names its product EPH receptor B6 (gene EPHB6). NCBI's taxonomy places the organism in Eukaryota, Metazoa, Chordata, Mammalia, Proboscidea, Elephantidae. The record is from RefSeq and is a predicted model, not a curated record. Gene Ontology annotation, molecular function: ATP binding; protein binding; transmembrane-ephrin receptor activity. Gene Ontology annotation, biological process: axon guidance; ephrin receptor signaling pathway; protein phosphorylation. The transcript has 17 exons. The coding region runs from base 908 to 3910 and encodes 1000 amino acids. Gene Ontology annotation, cellular component: plasma membrane; dendrite.
GUUUCCAGGGUUGGGACCUUUCAGAAGCAGAUCGCCAGCCCUGUCUUCCGAAGAGCCUCUGGGUGGGUUUGAACCUCCAGCGUUUCUGUUAGUAGCUGAGUGCUGAACCCUUUGUGCCAGCCAGGAACUCCUUGUUCUUCUUUGAAGCGUGUGUUUAAUCUGUGGAUGGUUCUAGAAGCAUUUGGGAAAGUAUUUGCACAUAACCUCUGUUUCUUAGGAGUCACUGCCGUGUAGACCUGCUCCGUCCACACCUCCAUAUGUCGUAAAUUGAAUUCCCCAUGGAAGGUGAAUUUGCUCGCUGCACAUCAGCCCACAGCUGUGUACGAUGGUGUUCUCACCAUGAUCACUGCACAGAUGAUACCGAAAGGUUCAUUUUAUGUACAGCCAGCAUUAUCAGGGAAAAAAAAAAAAAAUUAGACUGUUGUCGUUGUGUGCUAUCGAAUAGGUUCCAACUCAGAGAGUCAAUUAGAUUAGUAGGAAUCAAAUUAUGAUUUUCAUAGUUACCAAAGGUAAAUAAAGUUUGAUUUCAGUUUCACCAUGACCUGUGUAGUCUCCAAUACCACUGUGGGUCUCAAGGCCACAUACGAUGUCCAGGUGGGCACAGGUUCAGACUUCCCUUCCAAUUUGUUUCAUUUUCCCCCAGUUCGGUCCUGUGUCUUCUGAGCAACCAAGGCACCAUGCCUUCUGUUUUUCUUUUCAACAGAAAGAAAUGGAUUCUACUGGUCUUGGACACGCAAUUCACAGACCUUGGAGGCUCAGUCCUGAGGAAAGAGAGAUUAUCACCAAUUUCUAGAUCGACAAGCCAAGGAGGAGGCAAGCGUGGGCUGCCCUCAGCCUGGCAGAAGCAUCAGCCCUGCCUGGGACCAGGUGGUGGCCAGGGCGAUGGUGGGAGCCCUGAAGAUGCCCCAUGGCUACUGAGGGGGCGGCGGGCAUGGUGUGCAGCCUGUGGGUCCUGGCCCUGGUGUCCUCGGCUCUGGCCCUGGAAGAGGUAUUGCUGGACACCACGGGGGAGACGUCGGAGAUUGGCUGGCUCACCUACCCGCCAGGUGGGUGGGACGAGGUGAGUGUCCUGGACGACCAGCGGCGCCUGACCCGCACCUUCGAGGCUUGCCACGUGGCACGGGCUGCAGGCUCCGGGCAGGACAACUGGCUGCAGACGCACUUCGUGGAGCGGCGCGGAGCGCACCGUGUGCACGUCCGUCUGCACUUCUCGGUGCGCGCCUGCGCCAGCCUGGCGGUGGGCGGCGGCGGAGCCUGCCGAGAGACUUUCACCCUCUACUACCGCCAGGCCGACCGCCCAGACGGCCCCGCAGCCGCCGCGUCCUGGCACCGCCAGCACUGGACAAAGGUGGACACUAUCGCAGCGGAUGAGAGCUUCCCCGCGGCCGCUGCCUCCUCGACUUGGGCUGUGGGGCCGCGCGCGGGGCUGCAGCUCAACGUCAAGGAGCGCAGCUUCGGACCGCUCACACAGCGCGGCUUCUACGUGGCCUUCCAGGACACCGGGGCCUGCCUGGCCCUGGUGGCCGUCCGGCUCUUCUCCUACGCCUGCCCGGCCACACUUCACUCUCUUGCCUCGUUUCCUGAGACACAGGCCAGCGGGGCUGGGGGCGCCUCCCUGGUGGCCGCCAUGGGCACCUGUGUGGCCCAUGCAGAGCCAGAGGAGGAUGGAAUGGGGGGCCAGGCAGGGGGCAGUCCCCCCAGGUUGCACUGCAACGGGGAGGGCAAGUGGAUGGUGGCCGUGGGUGGCUGCCGCUGCCAGCCGGGACACCAGCCUGCCCACGGGGACAAGGCCUGCCAAGCCUGCCCCACGGGAUCCUAUAAGUCCUCUACAGGGAACGGGCCCUGCUCUCGGUGCCCUCCCCGCAGCCACGCCCCGGACCCUGCGGCACCCGUGUGCCCCUGCCUCCUGGGCUUCUACCGGGCCGGCUCCGACCCCCCAGAGGCCCCCUGCACCGGUCCCCCCUCGGCGCCCCGCGAACUCUGGUUCGAGGUUCAGGGCUCCGCACUCAUGCUGCACUGGCGCCUGCCCUUGGAGCUGGGGGGCCGCGGGGACCUGCUCUUCAACGUCGUGUGCAAGGAGUGCCCCGGCCCCCGGGAGCCCGACGGGGGCGCCUGUCGCCGUUGCAGGGACGAGGUGUACUUCGACCCCCGCCAGAGGGGCCUGACUGAGAGCCGAGUGCUGGUCGGAGGCCUCCGGGCGCACGUGCCCUACAUUCUGGAGGUGCAGGCGGUCAACGGCGUGUCUGAACUCAGCCCUGAUCCUCCGCCCACCGCUACCAUCAACGUCAGCACCAGCCAUGAAGUCCCCUCUGCAGUCCCUGUGGUGCACCAGGUGAGCCGAGCUUCCGAUAGCAUCACCGUGUCCUGGCCGCAGCCCGAGCAGGCCAACGGGGACAUCCUGGACUACCAGCUCCGCUACUAUGACCAGGCCGAAGAUGAGUCCCACUCCUUCACUCUGACCAGCGAGACCAACACUGCCACGGUGACGCAGCUGAGCCCCGGCCACGUCUACGGCUUCCAGGUGCGCGCCCGCACCGCCGCCGGACACGGCCCUUACGGUGGAAAGGCCUACUUCCAGACGCUGCCUCUAGGUGUGCUGUCCGCCCAGCUCCCCGAGAGGUUCUCCCUGGUGGUGGGCUCCGUCCUGGGGGCCUUGGCUUUCCUCCUGCUGGGGGCCAUCUCGGUGUUGGCCCUUGUCUUCCGGAGGAAGCAGCGUGGGACAGGCUACACAGAACGACUGCAGCAGCAUAGCAGCCCAGGGCUCGGGGUGAAGUAUUACAUUGACCCCUCCACAUAUGAAGACCCCUGCCAGGCCAUCCGGGAGCUUGCCCGGGAGGUGGACCCUGCGUACAUCAAGCUGGAGGAGAUUAUCGGUGCAGGCUCCUUUGGAGAGGUGCGCCGGGGCCGGCUGCAGCCCCGGGGCCGGCGGGAGCAGGCUGUGGCUAUCCAGGCCCUGUGGGCCGGGGGUCCCGAGAGCCUGCAGAUGGCCUUCCUGGGCCGGGCAGCUGUGCUGGGUCAGUUCCAGCAUCCCAACAUCCUGCGGCUGGAGGGCGUGGUCACUCGGAGUCGGCCGCUCAUGGUGCUGACUGAGCUCAUGGAGCUGGGCCCCCUGGACAGCUUCCUCAGGCAGCGGGAAGGCCAGUUCAGCAGCCUGCAGCUGGUGGCCAUGCAGCGGGGUGUGGCUGCAGCCCUGCAGCACUUGGCCAGCUUUGCCUUCGUGCACCGCGCUCUAUCUGCUCACAGUGUGCUGGUCAACAGCCAUCUGGUAUGCAAGGUGGCACGCCUUGGCCAUGCUCCUCAGGGCCCAGGCUGCAUGCUCCGCUGGGCGGCCCCUGAGGUCAUUGCACACGGAAAACACACCACAUUCAGUGACGUCUGGAGCUUUGGGAUUGUGAUGUGGGAGGUGAUGAGCUAUGGAGAGCGGCCCUACUGGGACAUGAGCGACCAGGAGGUACUAAAUGCAGUAGAGCAGGAGUUCCGGCUGCCUCCACCCCCAGGCUGUCCUCCUGGGCUGCAUCUGCUUAUGCUGGACACGUGGCAGAAGGACCGUGCCCAGCGACCCCACUUCGACCAGCUGGUGGCUGCGCUGGACAAGAUGAUCCGCAAGCCAGACACUCUGCAGGCUGGCGGGGGCCCCCGGGACAGACCUUCCCAGGCUCUUCUGGAUCCUGUGGCUCUGGACUUCUUGUCCCUGGACUCCCCCCAUGCCUGGCUCUCGGCCAUUGGACUUGAGUGCUACCAGGACAACUUCGCCAGGCUGGGGCUCUGCUCCUUCAGCGACGUGGCCCAGCUCAGCCUCGAGGACCUGCCUGCCCUGGGCGUCACACUGGCCGGCCACCAGAAGAAACUCCUGCACAAUGUCCAGCUCCUGCAGCAGCAUUUGCGGCCGCCGGGUGCCGUGGAGGUCUGAGAACUGGCCAGUCCCUGCCAUGGCUUCCAUGCACAGAGCCCGUCUCUACGGACACUGCCCCCCGCCCUCUGACCCCCUGCCCCGCAUUAAAGGGAAAGAAGGGAUUUUGCA